Molecule: messenger RNA, 1069 nt
Organism: Zophobas morio
Lineage: Eukaryota; Metazoa; Arthropoda; Insecta; Coleoptera; Tenebrionidae
Product: coiled-coil domain-containing protein 34-like
Exons: 3
Coding region: 62-961 (299 amino acids)
Source: RefSeq, a predicted model, not a curated record
GACAGCAUUUAUUUUGCUGUGCGUCUAGUUAUUUUAUUUUUAUCAAAGUAUCUUCUAAAUAAUGAUGUUAGCCAUUGGUCUUAGUAGUAAAAGUACCGACAAAGUGAAAACCAAACCCCCUCUGACCGAUUUUCCGGAACGAACUAACGGCCACAAGAUAACGCGAAAAUUCGUCAACUCAGCUAUCUACAUCGAAAAACCUUUAUCCACCACCGUUUCAAGCGAAAGUUGCUCCAUCCGCCCAAAACCCUCCAACGACCACGUCCUGGAAACCAAAAUCAAACGAUGCAGCUGUUCGGUGGAGCAGAGAAAUUGCCCGUGUCACAGUAACACUAAUAUAGUUUCUGCGCCAAAAGAGGAACGAGGGAUGUCUAUGUCCAGUAGCGCUUUGAAGAGCGUGGAAAACAAACCCAAAAUUGCGCAAUAUUCGAGCAGCGGGAUUUUCGAAGACCCGAAGAAACAAGUGUUUAAAAAAUGGAUCGCGAAGAAAGAGGACGAGAAACGGAGAAAAGAAAUCGAGGCGAAAAUGCAAGUGGAGGCGAAAAUGAAAGAGCGAGAGGCGAUGCUAGAACUGGAAAGGAACAACUUCAAGAAGUGGCUGAUGAACAAGAAGAAGAUUGAGCUGGAAGCGAAGAAGAAGAAGGAGAAGGAGAUGGAGAAGCGGCAACUCAAGGAGCUCGAGAAGGAGAAGAAGCAGCUCGAGAAUCAGCUGAAGUUUCAGUUGUGGUUGAAGAAGAAGGAAGAAGCGCAGCUAGAGAGGAAAAUUAAAGAGCAGAUGGAUUUGAUUAACAAGAUGGAACUGAAGGAGAGGCAGAUGCGGGAAAACGAAAAGGCGUUUCAGGAGUGGUUGAAAAAUUCGAAACAUAGGCAGAAACCGGUGCCAAUGAAUAAAGGAAUCGAAACACUGUAUUCGUCCAGCGUCACGUACGUGAAUCCAAAUCCUUGGAAAUCUGUAGCUUGAUGUUGGGGGUUUUAAUGAACGUCAGUACUGUCACACUAUUUUAUUUUACUCCAUAAAUUCUCUCUAAUGAUAAAUUUAUUGCACACAAUAAAUAUAUCAUUAGAAACG